UCUCUCCAUAUAUUUUUAAUGAAUUAGCCGCAUUCUCUUACCAGUACUGCAACCAAAACAAUCGUUGCGAUUCCACACUUGGUUUCUUUGAAGUUAUAUAUCAUAUAUAGAUCUAUAGCAUCCUAUACGCGGGUUGCUAAUUUCAUGGAUGACAUCGAAGUUCCUCAAUAUUUCAUCUGCCCUAUAUCCCUCCAAAUCAUGAAAGACCCAGUGACAGUCAUAACAGGCAUCACCUACGAUCGGGAAAGCAUUGAACACUGGCUAUUCACAAGCAAGAACAUUACAACAUGUCCGGUCAGCAAGCAGCCCUUGCCAAAAGACUCCGAUUUAACACCAAAUCACAUGCUACGCCGCCUCAUCCAGGCUUGGUGCACCCAGAAUGCUUCCCAUGGCGUCGAUCGGAUUCCCACACCCAAACCACCUCUCGACAGGUUUCAAGUCCUCAAACUCAUCAAACAUCUUUGGCUACCUCAGUUCCAACUGAAAACUAUUGGGCAAUUGGAGUUGCUAGCAGCUGAAAGUGAAAGGAAUAGGAAUCAUAUGGUGGAAGCCGGUGUUCCUAGAGCCAUGCUGUCGUUUAUUGGGAUGUGUUUCAAGAAAGGCCAAACGGAUGGUCUUGAGGAGGCCCUUAGUGUACUUAAAUUUAUCCCGAUUCCUUCGGCCGAAAUAAAGCAAGUUCUUGUGGAGAACGAUCAUAUCAUCGAUUCCUUGACGUGGGUUCUUCGUUGCGAGAUGAAAAACCAGAUCACGGUGAAAUCCCAUGCGAUGAUAGUGUUGAAAACAAUCACCAAAGCUGCGGGCUCGCGUGUACUAGAAAGAUUAGAACCAGAAUUCUUCAAGACGAUUGUAAGGGUUUUAAGGUGUGGGAUCACUCAACAAGGAAUUAAUGCAGCUUUGCAUGUGCUCUUAGAAACUUGUCCUUGGCAUAGAAAUCAAAUAAUAAUGGUUGAAGCAGGCACAGUUUUUGAGCUCAUUGAGCUUGAAUUGGGAUUUCCUGAAAACAGAACCACAGAGCUUAUUUUUGGGGUAUUAUUUCAUCUAUGUUCUCUUGCCGAAGGGAGAGCUCGGUUUCUGAAUCAUAGAGGAAGCAUUGCCGUGGUCUCGAAAAGGAUCUUGAGCGUUUCACCGGCAGCCGAUGAUCGAGCGGUGCUGAUCCUUACAAUGAUAUGUAAGUUCUCUGGGACACAUAUGGUGAUCCAGGAGAUGUUAAAGGUUGGGGCUGUGUCAAAGCUUUGUUCAUUGCUCCAAGUUGACUGUGGCACAUAUUUGAAAGACAGAGUAAAAGAGAUCCUCAGGUUGCAUUCCAAGGAGUGGAAGGAUUCUCCUUGCAUUGGUGUUUCCCAGGACCAAUAUCUUAGUGUCUCUCCACUCUUGCCCGUGCUUCGCCGCCGUUGCCGUCGAACCUUUCUCACCCUUCACCGACAAUGCUGUUGCACCCCUCACCUUCUUUGCCACUCGCCGACAUCGCCCUUCACCCGGCCCUCGCCUUCUUCAUGUCGUCGCCUCCAUCUCGAUCUAGCUGAGAGGGUAGGGAGAGGUUGGGCAAGGUAGAGGGAAAGGGGGAGGAAGUUGGGAGCGGCACCAGGCUGCCAGAUCGAAGAAAGGAUUUGAAACUUUUAUCUCUUAAUUUAAUUGGUAGAACAAAGAAAACUGAAAGCAAAAUGUUAUUUAUAAUUGGGAGGAAUAACACACGCUCAAGGGUCCAUGUCUUUCCAGGAAAACUCGGAUUUUUUUGGCUCCCGGCCACAGGUGUACGUUCUCAACUAUUUAAUAAGAAGUAGUACUCCUCCAUUAACGCCAA
Messenger RNA from Carya illinoinensis, 1801 nucleotides. RefSeq names its product E3 ubiquitin-protein ligase PUB24-like. The record is from RefSeq and is a predicted model, not a curated record. Gene Ontology annotation, biological process: protein ubiquitination. The transcript is spliced from 2 exons. The coding region runs from base 145 to 1551 and encodes 468 amino acids. Gene Ontology annotation, molecular function: ubiquitin protein ligase activity. NCBI's taxonomy places the organism in Eukaryota, Viridiplantae, Streptophyta, Magnoliopsida, Fagales, Juglandaceae.